AUGACUUUGGAUCAGAUGAGCGACCAGCUGACCGAGCUGCGUGGCAUGAAGGCCUCCCUGGCAAGGGUUGAGAAGAGUCUCAGGACAAUGCGGUCCGACUCCUUCCUCACAAGGUCGCAGGAGGUGGCGCGGGACGGUUCCGCGCGAUCUGCUUCCAGGGUGGACGGGGAUGUCUCAAGUUCCCUUCUGCCUGGAGGUUCCAUCUAUGGACUUGAGCAGGUACGGGCUGAGGAGCUCCGCAGCCAAAGAAGAGGCAGACAAAAGGCUCUGAACCAGCAGGGCAGCGGCCUAUCGACACCUGGGCCUAGUCCCAAUCUUAGCAAGGUGAUGUUUCAAGCCGGGUCCUCUUCCGGUGAUGGAGAGAACUUAAAGGUAGACGUGAUCGGCAUCCAUCAGCCAAGCGCUCAUGAUUCUCCGCCGAUUCCAUCGUCGAAUUUGGGGAAGAAGUCGCGAUCUGCCUCCUUGGCCUCUGUUACGGAGGAGCAGGGCGAAGUUCAGGAAGUUCGAGUCCCACCGAUUGUCGUGGACAAGCGGACUCCCACCUUUACUGGAUUGGGUCGGAGGAAAUCCCUGGACAACCUAAGAGAGGUGCACAAUUCCAUGGUUGCUGCCCCUACUGUAGCAUCGCGUACCACGACGGGCUCGCGUCGCCACUCUACAGAGACAGGGACGGCGCUGCCGCUUCUGGGUUGGUUCAUCCUGUCGUUUGUCGGCAUCCUCGAUUUCUUUGACGGCAGGAGGUGGCGACAUCUUGCUCGAUGGAGUUUGGGAGUGCAGAUCGCGGGCAUCAUCGGUCUCAUAGCGGCCCUAAGUAGAUGGACUGGGUCUCUGCAAGACAUUGAGCCUUUGAUCACGACGGUUCUUUACUUCUGCGGUGCCGUUGUCGGGGUGCUCAGCCUCAGGAGGAAUAAGAUCACAUCGCUAUUGGGUCCAUCCGAGUAUGUGCUGGAUGACUACGCUGUCGAGUCAGACUUCGUGGACGACUGGCGAAAGCUCUCCCAGGCGCGCCUCAUGCAGAUGAGUGGGUUCUUUGUUCUCAUGCUUUGCUCCCGCUUCGGCGCCCUGUUUGUGACCGAACAGUCAGUCUUCGGCAAGAACACAGAGGUAUCAGCUUUCGAUGUUGCCACGCUAGUGGCAUUCAUCGGGAUGGCGGUUUGUUAUUGCGCGGCUUGCUACUGCGUGCUGCACAUAACUGCAGGUCUUGAGCUGGCAGUGGACAGCUUUGCAGUGCACUUUUUCAGUGCAGGCGACAUGGAGGCUGCAGUGAUGAGCUGGAACGUUGUCCAAGCCACCUUGCGACAGACUUCGAGCAAACUCAGCGACUUCCUUGUCCUGCUUGCUUCCUCCUGCAUAGCGGCGCUGAUCCUGUUUGCAUACCAGGUUGCAUCUAUGACGUUAUCAGAUGAGAGAGUGGCGGUGCUGGACAUCGUCAUGUGGACAGGGUGGUUGUAUUCUCCCCUGCUCCUGUUCCUCUAUGUCCUGUCUACAUCAGCAGCAGUCACCGAGAAAGUCGAUCGACUGGUACCUUUGGUGAACUCCUGGUCCUUUGAUGGCCAAGCGGUCCUCGACGAGACGCGACAGUAUGUGGUGCAAUACAUCUUGCACAGCCGUGCGGGAUUUUACGCUAGAGGUAUCCGUAUUACGGCGUCAAAUGUGCAGAAGCUCAGCUACUACUUCGCAGCGGGCUCGUUCGGGCUCCUCGCCAACCUGUGGCAGUGA
Molecule: messenger RNA, 1719 nt
Organism: Symbiodinium sp. CCMP2592
Lineage: Eukaryota; Dinophyceae; Suessiales; Symbiodiniaceae
Source: the annotation of a GenBank genome assembly